GAGGUGGAUGCCUUGCUGAGCGAAAACGAAAUGCUUCAGGGGAAACUGCACAGCCAGGAAGACGACUUCAGGCUACAGAACAGCACCCUGAUGCAGGAGCUCUCCAAGCUGUGCUCCCAGAUCGAGCAGCUGGAGACGGAGAACAAACGCCUGCGGGAAGGGGAGGCCGCGGCCACAGACGGAGGAGGAGCCCCCACCAGCCCCGUGGACGGGGAGCUGCUGAGGCUGCAGGCGGAGAAUUCAGCGCUGCAGAAGAACAUGGCAGCUCUACAGGAACGCUACGAGAAGGAGGUGGCCCAGCAGGCGGACAGCCGAGGGCCCGCGAGGGGGGACACCUCCGCAGAAGCCCCCCCCGCAGGGCAAGAGGGUCCGGAGCCCCGGGCAUCCGAGAGCGGCGCCUCCCAGGCCCAGCAGCUGCUGUCGGAGGUGGAGCUGAAGUGGCAGACGGAGCAGGAGGAGAAGAGGCUGCUGAAGGAGCAGCUGCAGAGCCUGGAG
Molecule: messenger RNA, 495 nt
Organism: Gekko japonicus
Lineage: Eukaryota; Metazoa; Chordata; Lepidosauria; Squamata; Gekkonidae
Product: GRIP1-associated protein 1-like
Exons: 3
Biological process (GO): neurotransmitter receptor transport, endosome to postsynaptic membrane; regulation of neurotransmitter receptor transport, endosome to postsynaptic membrane; regulation of modification of synaptic structure
Cellular component (GO): extrinsic component of postsynaptic early endosome membrane; glutamatergic synapse; postsynaptic recycling endosome
Source: RefSeq, a predicted model, not a curated record